AUAGAGCCUCCGAUGGUGCGCCUCCGCCACUUCUCGCGAAGUUUCCAUGGCGUCAGGUGUCAAAGCGAAAACAUUUGUAACAACUCGUGAGGUUUCCAUAAAUUCUUCAACAUGAAGAUUCAGGAAAAUGUGCCGGAGAAAAAAUUCGGGUACGGCGUCCGCCACAUCCAGGUGGUGUGCAUGUGCCUGACGAUGCUGGCGCUGUUCCUCGCGCGCAGCAGCAUGGCCGUCGCCGUGCUCGCCAUGACGGACACGGGCCGGAACGACACCGGCGUCACGGUAUACGAAUGGGACAAGCAGACGCAGGGCUACAUCCUAUCGUCGUUCUUCUGGGGCUACGUAGCGAUGCAGCUGCCGGCGGGCAUGCUGUCCAAGCGGUACGGCGGCAAGCCGGUCAUGCUGGUGGCGCUGCUCAUCAACUCUGCCAUCUGCGGCCUGCUGCCCUCGCUGGUGGCCGUGGGUGGUUGGCCGGUGGUGUGCGCGUGCCGGGUGGUGAUGGGUCUGACGCAGGCCUGCACGUUCCCCGCCACUCACACGCUGCUAGGCGGCUGGCUCCCCGCGCACGAGCGGACUUCCAUCUCCGGUGUCAUAUACGCAGGCGGCCACCUCGGCGUGAUAAUCGCGAUGCCGGUGUCUGGUCUGCUGGCGGAGACGGCUCUGGGCUGGCGGUCCAUCUUCUACGCGGUGUCGGCCAUCACCGGCGGCGUGGCGGCGCUGUGGUACUGCUUCGCCGCCAGCUCGCCGAGGGAGCACCGCCUCAUGACGGAGGAGGAGAGGAGCUAUAUCGAGCGGGAUCUUCACAUUUCAGAGAAAGGGUCGGCUCACAUCCCCUGGCGUCGCAUCCUGAGCACGCGGUCCUUGUGGGCGGUCGUGGUGACCCACAUCGGCGGCUCCUGCAGCUACAUCCUGUUCUUCGUCGACAUGCCCACCUACCUCGAGCGGGGGCUGCAGAUCUCGCUCAAAAAUAGCGCGUUCCUGUCAGCUCUGCCGUACAUCGGCAUGAUGACGGGGGGGCUGGUCUCGUCCAACGUCAGCGAGCUGCUCCUGAACCGCGGGUACCUCUCCCUCUCCCUGUCCAGGAAGAUCUUCAACUCUAUAGGCUACAUCGGCAUGGCGCUGGGGCUGGUGGCGCUGUCGUUCAUCGGGCCGGCGCAGCGCGAGUGGGCGGUGUUGACGCUCGUCGCAGCGCUAACCUUCAACGGCUUCUACACCUCUGGCUUCAUGAUGGUGUACCUGGACAUGUCUCCGAACUACGCGGGCGUGAUGUUAUCCCUCACCAACUUCGUCUCCAACAUCGGCAGCAUCCUCACGCCCAUUUUGACCAGCCUCAUACUCAACAACGAUCCGACGAACAUGGCCGGGUGGCGCGUGGUGUUUCUGCUGAUGGCGGGGCUCUGUGUCAUCACCAACUUCGCCUUCGUGCUGUUCGUCAAGACGCAUAGACGAGAGUGGGACGACCCCAAAUACCUGGAUAAGAGGAGAUCUGACCCUGAGGAAAUGAAGCCCGCUCUAUCCGCGACCAAGGAGGAGGAGGCAGCGCACUGAACUAUAUAAGACUUGUUAUAUUUAUAAUUAUUAUAUAAUAUUUAUAUUGUUAUCGUUAAAAUAAAAUAAAAAAAUUGAACCC
Aricia agestis (brown argus) is the source of this 1627-nucleotide messenger RNA. Its product is annotated as putative inorganic phosphate cotransporter. Gene Ontology annotation, biological process: monoatomic anion transport; transmembrane transport. Gene Ontology annotation, cellular component: plasma membrane. Lineage: Eukaryota; Metazoa; Arthropoda; Insecta; Lepidoptera; Lycaenidae. Gene Ontology annotation, molecular function: transmembrane transporter activity. The record is from RefSeq and is a predicted model, not a curated record. The transcript is spliced from 11 exons. Bases 112 to 1545 code for a protein of 477 amino acids.